AUGGCGUCGGAAGUGGAGCGAGCACAGUCUGCUAAACCUGGAGGUGACACUAUCUUUGGUAAAAUUAUUCGGCGUGAGAUACCAGCAGAUUUACUUCACGAAGAUGAUCAGUGUAUUGCCUUCAACGACAUCUCACCACAAGCUCCGGUGCACUUUCUUGUCGUGCCCAAAAAGCCGAUCGUGAAGCUGUCAGAUGCUGAAGAUUCUGAUGAACAGCUUCUGGGACACCUCCUGAUAGUGGCCAGAAAAGUAGCUAAAGCGAAAGGUCUCCAGAACGGCUACCGUGUGACAAUCAACGAUGGACCUGAUGGUGGUCAAGCUGUUUAUCACAUCCAUGUCCAUGUCAUGGGUGGACGCCAGAUGGACUGGCCUCCAGGCUGA
Molecule: messenger RNA, 381 nt
Organism: Candidula unifasciata
Lineage: Eukaryota; Metazoa; Mollusca; Gastropoda; Stylommatophora; Geomitridae
Source: the annotation of a GenBank genome assembly